Malassezia japonica is the source of this 930-nucleotide messenger RNA. RefSeq names its product TPR-like protein (gene oca3). Gene Ontology annotation, molecular function: protein binding. The record is from RefSeq and is a predicted model, not a curated record. Gene Ontology annotation, biological process: protein folding in endoplasmic reticulum. Bases 1 to 930 code for a protein of 309 amino acids. The transcript has 4 exons. Gene Ontology annotation, cellular component: EMC complex. NCBI's taxonomy places the organism in Eukaryota, Fungi, Basidiomycota, Malasseziomycetes, Malasseziales, Malasseziaceae.
AUGACGGACGCGAAGCUGAUUACGCUGAGCGAGGCGCUCGGCUGGCUCGCGGAGCAGCGGGUAACUCCGAAGCGCAAUGCCUACGAUACCGUGCGCUACGGCGAGUGGAUUUUGGACAACAAUGAGCUGUCGGCGCUCGGUGACGAACACUGGGCGUUUCUCGAGCAGGUCGGCCUCGCCGCGGCGGAGCUGGGCAAGUACGAGCUUGCGGACUUGUGCUUGUCGCGCCUGUCGACGCGUUUCCCCGACUCGCCGCGAGUCGUGCUCUUUCAAGGAACGGUGCUUGAGUCGAAAGGACUCCUGCGCGAGGCGCAGCACCUGUACGAGACGUUUUUGCGCAUCGAGCCUGUGCACAUGUUGAUCAACAAGCGCCGCAUUGCUGCGAUCCGCGCGCAGCCGGACGGGGUUGCGGAUGCGACCGAGGCGCUCGCCGAGUUUGUCGACCACUUCCCCCUCGACCAGGAGUCGUGGCAGGAGCUUGCGUCGCUGUACACGGAGCAGAACAAGUACGCCCAAGCCGCGUAUGCCCUGGAAGAGCUGCUGCUCCUGGCGCCGCACAACAGCUACUACCUGCUGCAGUACGCCGAGACGCUGUACACGAUGGGCGAGAUUGCCAAGGCCUACAAAAUAUACCUGCGCAUCCUCGAGCUGGGCGAGGGCAACAUGAAGCCUAAGAGUGGACGUGCAUCGGACCGCGUGAGCGGCCCGUGGGUGCGCACACUAUGGGGACUCAAGGUGUGCACGACGCAGCUCCUUGCACACUCGGACAAGCGGACCUCGACUGACGGCGAGGUCACCGCAGAAAAGGUCCCGGAAAUCGACACGCUGGUCACCCAGCUCAUGCUAGAGAAUGUCUAUGCGCCCGAUGCGCAGGACGCUGCGCCUGCGGCAGUGCGUGCCGCGGCGCGGAAAAGUGUAGCGCAUGCGUAG